AUGGCGCCUCGUGUGUGGUUAAUCACUGGCUGCUCUUCAGGCUUCGGGAAAGAGCUCACUCUUCAAGUUCUCAAAAGGGGUGACAAAGUCAUUGCCACUGCACGUAAUGCAGGCAGGCUCACCGCGCUGAAGGAGGCCGGAGCGGACAUUGUUGAACUCGAUGUCUCAGCAGACUUUGAAACGAUUCAGAAAGCUCUCAAGAAUUCCCAUGGAAUCUACAAGAGACUGGAUAUCCUUGUGAACAAUGCAGCUUUCGUAAAAGAGGGUACGUUCGAGGAGCUGAGCCCCGGCGAGGUGCUCGAAUCUUUCAAUACCAAUGUCUUUGGUGCCAUAAACGUCGCCCGUGCUGCAAUUCCAUAUAUGCGGGAGCAGAAAUCCGGGGUAAUAGCCAACGUUUCGAGCAUCGCUGGCUGGGACCCGCUGCCUGGCUGUGGACUAUACAGCGCCACAAAAGCAGCUCUGACUUGCAUCUCAGAGACCCUGACCCACGAGCUGGCCCCGUUCGGCAUCUCUGUCGUCUCAAUCGAGCCAGGGUACUUCAGAUCCCAGCUGUUGAAUCCAGGGCACCGGAACCAAGCGGAAAACCGACUCCCUCAUUACGAGGGAACUCCAGCGCGGGAGACGGCAGACCUGCUUGAGACAGUCAAUAAUAAGCAGCCCGGGGAUCCGGUCGCAAGAUUCCUCUCAGGCUCCCCCUGGGGCCGGACGCGAUCAGAACCAUUGGCGGGAAGUGUAGAGAAACAUUGCUGCUGCUGGAUGAGUGGAACGAAACCAUCGCAUCGACAGACCACGAUGAUGUCAAAUGAAGCUUGCUGCCGGCGGACGUUGAGAAUAUCAGAGCUAUUCGCCCUGUCGAAGGGCGCAAUGUUCCCUCCAAGCCCAGCGGCUCACUUGAAUAUCGAGGCCCUCAGUGGCAUCUGCGGCUCCAUUUCCAUUGCCUGCUGGGUCGUUGUCUUCUCGCCCCAGAUCAUAGAAAACUUCCGCCGCGGAUCUGCAGAUGGCCUUUCUCUGACCUUCUUGGUGAUCUGGUUAGCUGGAGAUGUCUUCAACAUCCUCGGCGCGGUACUCCAGGGGGUUCUCCCGACGAUGAUCAUACUCGCCGUAUAUUACACGCUCGCCGAUAUUGUCCUGUUGGGUCAAUGUUUCUACUACCGGGGCUUCACGCUGUCAGACGAGACGCACAAACAGCAGGGGAACGGCCGGGAACAAGAACAAGAGACCCCACGGCUGUCAUCAGGCCAGAGCGAAAGGACACCGCUCCUCGCAGACUCCACCGCUCAAAAUGGUGCUCAACGAACCCAGCAGCGACGCUCCACAGAUCGCCGUUCGUCCCUCGCCUCUCUGUCCUCACUGCGCGACCGCCUCGGUCACAUCGACGGCACCCAUCUCUCUCCCGCAAUGCCCCUUCUCGAACCCGCCAAACCAACGCCGCGCACCAUUCCCAAGCCAACAACUGCAAUCCAAAAGCUCAUCUGGAACGCCUUCGCCAUCGCACUCGUCUGCGCCGCAGGCGUGCUUGGUUGGUACGUUAGCUCGGAUACCGCAGCUGUUACUGAAUUGGCGCCGGAAGAGCACGGAAGGAGUGUCUCUGCUCUUCUUCUUAUUCGCGUGUAUCGGGAAUUUGACCUAUGUGCUCUCGAUAUUUGCAUACUCGCCAGUGUGUGCGGACCGCAGAGGACGCUGUCAGCCUGGUGA
Molecule: messenger RNA, 1695 nt
Organism: Uncinocarpus reesii 1704
Lineage: Eukaryota; Fungi; Ascomycota; Eurotiomycetes; Onygenales; Onygenaceae
Exons: 6
Coding region: 1-1695 (564 amino acids)
Source: RefSeq, a predicted model, not a curated record